This is a messenger RNA of Colletotrichum phormii, 1233 nucleotides long. RefSeq lists its product as uncharacterized. Bases 1 to 1233 code for a protein of 410 amino acids. The record is from RefSeq and is a predicted model, not a curated record. The transcript is spliced from 3 exons. Lineage: Eukaryota; Fungi; Ascomycota; Sordariomycetes; Glomerellales; Glomerellaceae.
AUGGCUUCUCCCUCCCCCGAGGAGACGGCUGCCACACGUCUCGGCGAGGAUGGAGGCAUUCUGCUCGACCAUGAAGAGAUUUACUCCCCAGGCCGGCGACUUCACCUGCAGCCGCACAAGCCUCUGCCUCCCUACGGCUCUCACUUGUAUCCUCUUCCGAGCGGCUGGGAGCCUGAAGAUAUGACGCAGUCCGACGAUGAGAAGGACUUUUCGCUCAGACGACUGGUCUUUCACCCAAACAACGCGCCCAAGACCAUCAACAAGAACAAUCAAAACGAUCCUGAUGCCUCCAUUGAGAUCCUCUGCAAAGUCGUCGUCUCGCCAUCGACCCCACCGAAUAAGCAAGAGCACGAGAUCCCGUCCGAGGGACAACUGCUCUUGCUGAAGAUUUUCGAUGCCUUGUUCUGGUACAAGACCGUUGACAUCACCAAGCGCCUAAUCAAAGUCACAGCGCAGGCUGAUUCGGCUUUCAGCGACGAGUGUGGUGCAUACGACCACCUCUACAAGAAGGAGCUCACUGGCUUCCCCAAUAUCGCUCCACAAUUCUAUGGAGGCUGGGACCACCGCGGUCAAGACACCCGGAAUGUUGCGGUGCUCGCGACCGAGUUCAUCGAUGGCCUUUGCCUCGACCAGCUAUUCACGAUUGCUGGCCCUACCUUUGAGGUGGAACUUUACAAGGACGCCGAGCCACGUGGCGCUUUCACCACUGAUCUCGACGUAAGAAUGGAGAUCAUCAAGCAGCUCAUGGACGGUACCAUGACACAAGAAUACAACGGAGUCUACCAUGGCCGUCUUCGCUCCAAGAACGUCAUUAUGGCCAUGCGAAACAAGGGUGAGCCGCUGAAGAACCCCCGGGCUGUUCUGAUUGGCUAUGGGCAGGCGUUGGUCGACGAUUUGCGCAGGGAGCCUGUUGAGAUGUGGGAGAAGUAUCCAACAAAGCCCCAUUCCAUCAUUCGAUUCGGCUGGAAGAGAUUGGAAUCCUUCGCAGGCUGGAUCCCUAUGGAGUGGGCAAGUCCGAACCCCAAGCGCCCGCGUCUGCUCUGGCAAUGGAUGAUCCAUACAUUUGGUCAUUUGACAAGAAAUGCCACGUAUACCGCCUUUAUGUUGGAAGAUCUGCGAUCGGUGCCCACCCAAACCGAGGGAACAUCCAUAGGCCCCUCGUCCGAACAUCAACUAGUGCGCCCUGAGCCUGAGAGACAGUCUCCCAGCGCCGUGCCCCAGGGACAGCCUUAG